Trichoderma asperellum CBS 433.97 is the source of this 996-nucleotide messenger RNA. The record is from RefSeq and is a predicted model, not a curated record. Lineage: Eukaryota; Fungi; Ascomycota; Sordariomycetes; Hypocreales; Hypocreaceae.
AUGCCUAUUACUCGAUCGGCUACACGUGCCAGUAAAAUAAAUACUGAGAAAACUACAACAAAACAUACGUCAAAGCAACAGAAGAACCCGCGCUCUAUCAUCAACAAUACCAUAAAGGCAAAUGGCGAGGAUCCAUUUCCAGUGGAAGAUCCACGCAGAUUGGUAGAAUGGAUAUCACUCAAAGAUCCACCCAAUAGUAUCAUCCCAAAUAGCGACGGCCUUUUUGCCACCCUACAAGAGAUACACAAACUCAAUGAAUGCAUUGUUAUCGCCCGAGGCCGUCCUCGUGAACUAAGAGGAAUUGAAUGGUUGAUUAUCGGUAAGCAACACUUACCUAUUGAUUGGAGAAGCAGCAGGGAUAGGGAAAAGUUUCUUCUUUCAGAGCUUUUCCUCAGAUUGAAUGAAGCUCUUUCACAGCGGUCGUGGAGCCAAGAAUUUGCCUGGUCGAGAAUUGGGGGGAUUAUACGCGCAAACCCGAUUUUCCCUCCACAAAAGCUUUAUGAGGUCUUGACAAUCUAUUUUCCUGCAGACUUAGAUCAAGAAGCUAUCCUCUCUAUUGAAGGGCUUAGAAUAUUCCCCUACUGGCAAUUUGAUGAUGAUGAAGAAGAAGACCUAGCUAAAUAUCCCUGUGCGGCACUCAAGUCCCAAAUUCCUUUAUGGAUAAAGGGGACUUGUGAGUACCAGGGACAAACUGCAAGGCGGUUAGCUCUUUUUAUUGUAUUCACUGACGAGGAAGGAGAACGAUUGUUUAAAGAAAAGGUGAAGUAUAACCGACGCGGAAGGCCACCUUGGGACGUCAUGAUGAAUUUCUUUGAUGAGCUAAAAGAUCUUGGGAUGAUCGGGUACGAAUCGCUGCAUGUUGAAUUCAUGGAGGUUGUUCAUUAUGCACCAGAGAACUACGUACCAGAACCUCCCCGAUCUAUAUCCCCUGAAACAAGGAAGCGUUUUAAUGAUUUACGAGCCCAGGAAGCCUAUGACUCAGAUAUGUCAUUAUAA